CAACACCAUUUGAAGCCGAAGAAAGUGCAAUAGAGAAUUUGUUUCUAGCACAACCCUCACGCGCCUCCCCCCUAUAUAUUCCCCUGCUACCAAAUCCUUCAUUCAUAAUAUUCAUUCACCUGCUUUUCACUUCACAAUUCAAAAUGAAUCAACAACAACAACAACUCGAAGACCUAGGGUUCUGCCCUAGCUUCAGCUGCUAUUCCUCCGAUACUCAACCAUCCGCUACCGCCGUUGCCGCCGGUAGAAUCAGCCGUCAGUUGUUACAACAACAACAACAACAGGCAAAUCGAUUUCACGAUGACGACGAAUUCGAGUUCUCGUUAGUCAUCGGAGACGAUGAAUUCUCACCGGAAGAUGUCGAUAACAUCGAUUCUAUUUCUACCGGCCGUUCAGUUUUUCCUCUUUUUAACCGUGAUCUGUUGUUGAUUGAUGAAGACUGUGAAAACAGGAAAACAAAACUUGCAGAAGAAGAAAUUGACCUUACGACGACGUCGUUGCGUAAGCUGUUUAUCACCGAGCGAGAACAAUCCGGUUGUUCUUCUUCGUCGGAAGACGAAUCGGAAAGUGAUGCUCAGGCGGUGUUUUGUGUGUGGAGGAAUAAAAACGACGCCGGAGCAUCUCCGUUAAGUAAAUGUAAAAAAAGUAGAUCUACCGGAUCCGGAGCAGGAUCCGGAUCCGGAUCGAGACGGUGGAGGAUAAGAGAUUUUCUACGGCGGAGUAAUAGUGAAGGUAAGGAGCCGAUGGUGAUGUUUGCUCAGAAGAAAGUUGAGACGCCGAAACGGAAAUUGAGUUCCGGUGAAGGUUUGGUGACUGCCGGAAAGUUAAAACCAUCGUCUCCGUCGGUUCAUGAGGUUUUUUAUGUGCAGCAACGAGCGAAACGUGAAGGUGUUAAGAGGAGGUCGUAUUUGCCGUACAGGCAAGGAUUGGUAGGGUUUUUCAGCAAUGGUAAUGGGAAGAAAGCGUAGAGAAUUCGACUGAACCUUAUUUAGAGGAAGGAGAAGUCGUAACAAGGUUUAUGCGCGUCUUGAUGAAUCACAAUUUUGGUGUUGCUAUUUUAUCUAGUGUUGUAAGGCAUGGAUGAUUGGAUUAUUCUGAUUAAUAAAUUUGUAAAUAUAUAAAUGAUAAAUGAAAAUAAUUUAAGUUUUAAUUAUUA
Molecule: messenger RNA, 1156 nt
Organism: Helianthus annuus (common sunflower)
Lineage: Eukaryota; Viridiplantae; Streptophyta; Magnoliopsida; Asterales; Asteraceae
Exons: 1
Coding region: 144-968 (274 amino acids)
Source: RefSeq, a predicted model, not a curated record